GCGCAGGCGCGUUGGUUUCCCGACCUGAAGAGGCGCCGUCUUCCCGGGUCCCGAGCACUCUGUGCCGGAGAUGGAGUCUCACUCUUGUCACGCAGGCUGGAGUGCAGUGGCGUGAUCUCAGCUCACUGCAACCUCUGCCUUCUGGGUUCAAGCGAUUCUUCUGCCUCAGCCUCCGGAGUAGCUGGGACUACAGCCACGUGCCAUCAUGCCUGGCUAAUUUUUGUAUUUUUAGUAGAGAUGGGAUUUCACCAUGUUGGCCAAGCUGGUCUCGAACUCCUAACCUCAAGUGAUCCACAUGCCUCGGCCUCCCAAAAUGCUGGGAUUACAGGUGUGAGCCACUGUACCUGGCCGUUCUUUGUGGGUUUUUUUCAGUUGUUGAUUUUCUUUUUUUUUUUGUAAGAAACAAAGCAUUACAGAUAAAGCUGAAGUAUCCUGGGUAUCCUUCCCCAGUCUUAUUUCCCUCUCUUCUCAGAUAUGUACACAUUUGGUGCUUAUUGUCCCAUGUGUUAAUAGAUUUUUGUAGGUGUUAUCUACCUGUUUUUAAAUUUUAUAUAAAUAUUAAACAGUAAGUCAUUCUAUAACUUAUUUUUUGCCCAGUAAUUAUGUUUUUGCAAUUUAUCUCUGUUAACAUGAGAUAAUGUAUAAUAUUCAUGUUUGUAUAUAUAUUCACAAAUCCUUUAUCUGAUUAACGGACAUUGAAGUUGUUUGCAGUUUAUCACUAGUGAUCUUCUCCCCAGUGACUUGUAAUGCCACCUCAGUCAUACAUCAGGCUUCCCUAAUGUUUGGAUAUGUUUUCGGAUUUUCUGUUCUAGUCUAUUGGUCUGUAAUUGAUGUGGCUAUCUUUUCAUGAAAAUAAAUCAUGAUAGCAUACAAGUUAAAACCUCCCAGGCAGACAUGGAUUCAAGUUCUACCUCAGAUUCUUACAAAGCCUUAAUUUCCUAAUCUGUAAAAUAGUGCCUACCUUAUUGAUUUAUGAGGAUGGAGUUAAAUUAGCCUUAUAAAAAGCACUUAGCACAAUACCUGGCAAAUAGAAAAUACUCAAUAAUGCUAGCUGUUAUUAAGAUGAUGGGUUUUUUUUGUUUGGGUUUGGUUUGUUUGAGAUGGACUCUCACUCUGUCGCCAGGCUGGAGUGCAGUGGCACGAUCUUGGCUCACUGCAACCUCCACCUCCCAGGGUCAACCAAUUCUCCUGCCUCAGCCUUCCAAGUAGCUGGGACUACAGGCACACGCCACCACGCCCAGCUAAUUUUUUUGUAUUUUUAGUAGAGACGGGGUUUCACCAUUUUGGCCAGGAUGGUCUCCAUCUCUUGACCUUGUGAUCCACCUGUCUCGGCCUCCCAAAGUGCUGGGAUUACAGGUGUGAGCCACCAUGCCAGGCCAAGAUGAUGUUUAAUAGUGUUCCAUUGUAUGUAUGGACUGGGCCAUAAAUUAUUUAACCAAGUCUCCAGAUGUUUAAGGUAUUCCAAAUUUUUGCUGCCUUGUUGAAAAGAUUAAAUGAGAUAAUACAUAUAAAGUGCUUAGGAAGUGCCCUGGAACAUAGCUGUCAAUAAGGGUUAGUGUUAAUGAUGAGUCAUAAAAAGCUGUGUAUAUAUUAUUACUUAUUUCCUAGUAUAAAUUCCUAGGAGAGAAUUGCUGGGUCAAACAGUAUGUUUCAAGGCCCUUGACAUAAGUCACAGUGAUUUUUCUAAAGCACAGAUGUGAUGACAUGUCCACACCCAAAUCCUUCAGUAAUCUCCACGCCUGUGGAGAAAGGGUCAUGCAAAGCUCUCCUCGAUGAAACUGGCCUCUACCUCUUUUCCCUUGUCUUCCCCACAGCACUACUCACGGCCUAGACUUCUACCAUUCUAAGCUAAUUUUUGUUGUUAAUCCUUUCCAUAUAAAGACCUGCCUCCUUCUUUUUGAAAAACCUCAAGAUUUAGAAUGUUCUAGCUCCUCCCACAAAUGAAAACUUAGCUUAGAUCCCACUCCUGUCAAGAAAGCGGCAGUGUUCCUCCUUCCGUCCCUCCCUGCUGGGUUAGGUGAGCCUCUGAGGUGCUCUCAUGGAUUGCUGUGCAUAUCACUUUGCUGCUCUUAACGCAUUCUGGAGUGAAAUAUUAUUUCGUUUACUUGUUUGUUCUCUGUGCUAAGCUAUAGCUUCUGGAGGACAAAGACAGUGUCUGACAGUUUUUCUGCGCUUGAUAUAAGUAGUUGGUGCUGAAUAAAUGCUGGUUGAAUAGAAGGAUGAAUGAGUCACAAGAAGCAGUAACCAUAUCCCCUUGACUGUUGGAGAAUGGACUCUGCCCUUGUCCACAAGGAGAGUACACAGGAGAGAAUGGCUGCUGUGUCUCCAACCACCAGAUGCCAGGAAUCAGUGACAUUCGAAGACGUGGCUGUGGUUUUCACAGAUGAAGAGUGGAGUCAUCUGGUCCCCAUACAGAGGGACCUCUACAAGGAGGUGAUGCUGGAGAACUAUAACAGCAUUGUGUCAUUGGGCCUUCCAGUUCCUCAACCUGAUGUGAUUUUCCAAUGGAAGAGAGGGGACAAGCCGUGGAUGGUAGAUCUUCAUGGGUCUGAGGAGAGAGAAUGGCCAGAGAGUAUCUCUCUAGACUGGGAAACUAAGCCUGAGAUUCAUGGUGCUUCAGACGAAAAAUCAGAAGGAUCAUUGAGGGAAUGCCUUGGAAGGCAAAGUCCUCUGUGUCCUAAAUUUGAAGUUCAUACACCCGAUGGCAGGAUGGGAACAGAAAAGCAAAGCCCUUCAGGGGAGACUCAUAAGAAAUCCCUCUCCCGGAACAAAGGCUUGCGGCGAGGGUCAGCCCUGCCCAGGGAAAUUCUCACUAAAGAGAGACACCAGGAAUGCAGUGACUGUGGGAAGACCUUUUUUGACCACUCAUCCCUCACCCGCCAUCAGAGGACUCACACUGGGGAGAAGCCCUACGACUGCCGCGAGUGUGGGAAAGCCUUCAGCCACAGGAGCAGCCUCAGCAGACAUCUGAUGUCACACACUGGGGAGAGCCCCUACGAGUGCAGUGUGUGCGCAAAAGCCUUCUUUGACCGCUCGUCCCUAACUGUCCAUCAGCGAAUUCACACUGGAGAGAAACCCUUUCAGUGCAACGAGUGUGGAAAAGCCUUUUUUGACCGUUCAUCCCUUACUCGACACCAGAGAAUUCACACUGGAGAAAGUCCUUAUGAAUGUCAUCAGUGUGGGAAAGCCUUUAGCCAGAAAAGCAUCCUUACUCGCCACCAGCUAAUCCACACUGGCAGGAAGCCUUAUGAGUGUAACGAGUGCGGGAAAGCUUUCUAUGGUGUCUCGUCACUGAAUAGACAUCAGAAAGCUCAUGCUGGAGACCCUCGCUAUCAGUGUAACGAGUGUGGCAAAGCUUUCUUUGACCGCUCAUCCCUUACACAGCAUCAGAAGAUCCACACUGGAGACAAGCCAUAUGAAUGCAGCGAGUGCGGGAAAGCCUUUAGCCAGCGGUGCCGGCUCACGCGGCAUCAGCGUGUCCACACGGGAGAGAAGCCCUUUGAAUGCAGUGUGUGUGGGAAAGUUUUCAGUUCAAAAUCUUCUGUUAUUCAACAUCAACGGCGUUAUGCCAAACAGGGAAUAGACUGAGUUGGGCAAAAGCUUGGGUAGGACAAGACUUCCAUACAAAUUUGAGAUAGAUCUCCCCUAUCUUAAAGCUGCCAUUUGCUCAUUCUACCCACUCUGGCUGCCGUUGUCCUGUCCUGCUUCUGCGCCAGAGCGUUUAAUAAGCACUCCCUUCCUGCUGUGUUAUAGAACUGUAGGGGAGGCCAUGGAAAUGACUCUAAAAAUACAAAAUUUUGAAGAGGUUUGUCAGACAAUAGGAUAGAUGUUAGGAAGAGACACACUUCUUGUCUGAGACCUAGGCCCCAGGUAUCACUGCACUUGAAGAAACUGGAGGCUGCAACAGGAGGGAAAGGCAGAAUGAUAUCAGAGCAGUACUAUUUUUUUUUUUCAGAACAGUUGUUUUGAUGGCUGUUAGUCCCCCUCUCUUGGAGCUUUUUGGGACACUAAUGUUGUUCUCUUGUGUCCCAGCUUUUAGAUCUCUUACUUCCACUGCUAGUAGCUAGUACUUACUGAGCACCUGCGAUGAGGUAAAGACUCAGCUAAGGAUUUUACAGGAAGUAGAUUAGUUGAUCCUGUCACCAACCAUAUGAAGUAGGCAGUGUUACUACCUGCAUCUCCAGAUGAGCACCCUGAGGUUUAGAGAGAUUAAAUAACUUGCCCAAGGUGAACCAGCUGGUAAAAGGUGAUGCCAGGUCUUGAAGACAGGUUCACCUUCAAAGUCUAUUCUCUUUACCAUUAUGCUCGAUGGUUUGUUUGUUUUAUAAUUUAUGUAUAUGUAUUAUCCUCUCAGCUAGAUUGUAAGCACUUGGAGGUGUGACUUACAGGUCUUUGUAUCUCACACAGUGCCUUGCUAAUAGGUGCUCAAUAAAUAUUUAUAUGAGUGAA
Molecule: messenger RNA, 4449 nt
Organism: Symphalangus syndactylus (siamang)
Lineage: Eukaryota; Metazoa; Chordata; Mammalia; Primates; Hylobatidae
Gene: ZNF2
Product: zinc finger protein 2
Biological process (GO): regulation of immune system process; regulation of cytokine production; negative regulation of transcription by RNA polymerase II
Cellular component (GO): nucleoplasm
Molecular function (GO): DNA-binding transcription repressor activity, RNA polymerase II-specific; RNA polymerase II cis-regulatory region sequence-specific DNA binding
Source: RefSeq, a predicted model, not a curated record